AUGGCCAACUACAGUGGACGGCGGGGCCCCAACGUCUCGCAGUACCUGCGAGAACUGAACGCCAUGCCCUCUGACACGCCCGUCGAGGAGCGUUUCCCGGUCGGCGACGACGAGCUCGCCCUCUUCACAAACACCCAAUUCUUCGAUUUCGAGUCGGGCCAGACCACCGACUUCCAGCCGCCGCCAGGCAAGCCCGACUCGGACACGCAGUCUACGCGGCCGGAGGAGCCCAGCUCGGCUGCGUCUGCCAUCGGCGAGUUCUCAAGCUUGGACUUCAUCUCAGGGCUGCGUCUUGAGAUUGCGUUGCGUUGCAUUGUGGGCGGGCCGGCGAGUGGUGGCGACUUCAACUUUGGAGACUUUGGUAACUCCUACGCGUCGCCGACGCUAGGAAACUUUUCAGAGAACCUGGGGAACCUUCAGCCGAUCCAGCCCAACCCCCAGGCAGUGUACCCGGCCGUCCCUAACCACCAGGGCAGCUAUGGGGGGCCAUCCGGCCCCCAUGUAGGCGAGCUGAAGCGCAAGGCAAGUGAGACGACUUUGAACCCGAACCGACCCAUGAGCAUGGAGGAGGCCACCAGGUUAGCCGCCGAAGAGGACAAGCGAAGGCGGAACACCGCCGCCAGCGCCCGGUUCCGAGUGAAGAAGAAGCAGCGCGAGCAGGCCCUGGAGAAGAACAACAAGGAGAUGUCCGACAAGGUCACCUCCCUCGAAGGCCGCAUCCAGCAACUGGAGACUGAGAACAAGUGGCUCAAGAACCUGAUCAUGGAGAAGAAUGGCGAUAAGGAGGACAUCACAAGUAUGUGGAAAGACUUCUCGGCCAAGAAGGAGCUCGAGGCCAACCAAGGUGACGAAGAAAAGACAGACGAAAAAGCAGCGAGGGCGACUGACAGCGAGACGGUCAAGGCAGAGAAUUAA
This is a messenger RNA of Phaeoacremonium minimum UCRPA7, 915 nucleotides long. RefSeq names its product putative regulatory protein cys-3 protein. Gene Ontology annotation, cellular component: nucleus. The record is from RefSeq and is a predicted model, not a curated record. The transcript is spliced from 3 exons. Bases 1 to 915 code for a protein of 304 amino acids. Gene Ontology annotation, biological process: regulation of transcription by RNA polymerase II. Gene Ontology annotation, molecular function: DNA-binding transcription activator activity, RNA polymerase II-specific; RNA polymerase II transcription regulatory region sequence-specific DNA binding. NCBI's taxonomy places the organism in Eukaryota, Fungi, Ascomycota, Sordariomycetes, Togniniales, Togniniaceae.